This is a messenger RNA of Peniophora sp. CBMAI 1063, 1278 nucleotides long. Lineage: Eukaryota; Fungi; Basidiomycota; Agaricomycetes; Russulales; Peniophoraceae. The record is from the annotation of a GenBank genome assembly.
AUGGCCGUCGAUCCGACAUACCCGCUCUACCCCAUCGCUUGCCUCCUGGCUUCAGCAAUGCUGCUCCUUGUUUUGUUGACAAGCUUGGGCCGUCAGCGUGUGAAUCUCGGUGUCGCCUUUCUAUGUUUCUGGCUCUUCUUGGAGACCCUAACCCUUGGCAUCAACACUAUCAUUUGGUCUGACAACGCCGACAUCAAGCUGUAUGUGUAUUGCGAUAUAGUCUCGCACGUACAGAUGAUAACUUCCGUUGUCAAACCUAUGGCCACUCUCAUCAUCACUCGCCGACUGCAUCUGAUCUCCAACCUGCGUUCCAUGCAUCCCACGAAAGCGGCAAGUGGGUGCUCGGUUUGGGAAUCCCUCUUCUGGUUGCAGGACCUUUCUGAGAGUACGUCCAUGUUGCGAAUGUCGCCUCGUGCCCUCAGCCCGCUCGAAGAUUACGUCGUCCAGGAACUUCGAUUUCAGGUCGACGAGGGUUUCGGUUGCACCAACGCCUCCGAUAAUUCAAUACUCAGCAUUUUGCUCGUCAGAUCGUGGACUGUGGUCAUACCUAUGGUGUCCAUUAUCAUUUACUCUCUUCAUGUCACUCGAGUCUUCUAUCGUCACAGUCGGGAGAUGAACUACUUCUUCCAGGGCAAUAACUCAGUAACCCGCACGAGCCACUUCAGGAUCCUCACCUUGGCAAGUGUCGAUAUCCUGCUCACGUUACCUACAGGCAUCGUGACGAUCGUCUUGAUUGUUAAAGACCUUCUAUCUGUCGGUCCCUUUCCAUUCUACUUCGGCUGGACCGCCGACCACACGGACUGGCAGCCGCAGAGCUUCCUCUAUGCAGACACGGUGUCCGUCGGGCCUUUCACCGUAGCAGACUUCUACUUCACUUACUGGACUUCACCUACCCUUGCAUUCGUCAUAUUUGCGCUCUUCGGCAUCACAUCGGAAGCCCGUGCAUCGUACUGGCGCAUCAUACGCACCGUCGGCGGCUGGCUCGGCUGGAAGCCGACAGCUCGCGCGCAUUCGCCGCUGGGAGAAAUCGAGUUCAGCGAGCGUCCUGCUCAGGAUUCGAUAUUUCGUCCUGAGUCGAACCCAAGCUACAUCAACCCUAAUGCCCGCGCGCAAGAUCAAGACGGCCACGUAGGAGGUGUCAUGGGCGAGGCAGGGAUUGUCUCGGAGAGGGAUACUAUAGGGGAAGUACGCCGGAGUACUGUCGAGGAGGGGUACGACGAACGCCCGACGCAGCCUUCCGCGUUUUCACAGGCUGGCUUCUGCAAUGCUUCGGCCUAA